Messenger RNA from Formica exsecta, 2505 nucleotides. RefSeq lists its product as uncharacterized. Gene Ontology annotation, biological process: regulation of transcription by RNA polymerase II. Lineage: Eukaryota; Metazoa; Arthropoda; Insecta; Hymenoptera; Formicidae. Gene Ontology annotation, cellular component: transcription regulator complex; nucleus. The record is from RefSeq and is a predicted model, not a curated record. Bases 442 to 1737 code for a protein of 431 amino acids. The transcript is spliced from 6 exons.
AUUUCGUAAAAUUUUGCGUAAAGCGUAACAAGCUUAACCAAUAAGAGAUCAGGCCUUCUGUUGUACAACAGAGCAGAAAUACUAAAUGGAUUCUCGAUUGGUUGUUAUUAUUUAGAUGUAUUGCUAAAUACGCGCCAUGAAAAUGGGGUACUUUGCAUGUAUGAAUGUGUGGAAGCGCAAUGUAUGUAGUCGUAUGCAUGGUUAAGAUUGCAAUAAAUAAUAGCAUAAUCUGUUGUUAAACUCGGAGUCGUUACAUUUAAUCUUUUUCGUUGCCUACUGGAAAUUUUGAAAGUAAAGAAGGUAAUUUUUUCAUUAUUUUUGUCACGUGUACUUAGUCCCUCUGCCCUAAAAGAACCUAAAUUUUUUAUUUUUUUAAUCUUUAUUAAAUUAUAAGUAUAUUUGAAAUACUCGUUUUUCGAGAGUUCAUGGGAUCUCUUGAAUAUGGAUUCUAAUCACAUAUUAGCGAUUAUUGGCAUACGAUUGCAGAAGUGGAGGAAGACAAAACAAACGCUUCAACGCCGGAAAGUUGGAAAACGGAAUAUAUUGGAACUCAUUGCACUAUGGAAACUUCUAGUGAAGCGUGAAGAAGAACAUAGUCAGAGAAUAUGGGUUCGCCCAAUAUUCACACAAUUGCGAAGACAUAUGCAAGGAGCCAGUGACAAUUUGGUCAAAGAAAUGGAGCUACAAGAUUUGGAAAUGUUCUACAAUUACUGUAGAAUGUCUAUAGAAAUGUUUGAUCAAUUGCUGAAUAUUGUUGGGCCUCUCCUUGAAAAACAGACUGUUGUUCGAGAUCCAAUACCGGCUCGUGCACGGCUUCUAGUAUGUUUGCGUUACUUAGCCUCCGGUGACAGUAUGGCCUCAAUAUCUUAUGCAUUUAGGAUUGGAAUAAACACUGUUUCAAAAAUAGUAUCUGAGACAUGCGAGGUAUUGUGGAAUUCUCUCCACGAAUCUGUAAUGCCACCGACAAUCGUUGAGAGUUGUCGAAAAGAACCCAAAGUUGUUGACAAAAAAGAAAAUUUGAAUGAACUGUUGAUUAAAGCAGUUAGAAGCAAACGUGGGCUUUACGACUUUCGUGUACCUGCUUCGGAGAGAACCAUGUUGCGCAAAAAUGCAUUAUGGGUGGAAGUUUCAAACAUAUUAGGAGGAUCCCUCAGUUCAGAAGAGGCUAAGGCUCGAUGGAAAUAUCUACGAGACAACUACAUAAAAGCCCGCAAAAAGGUUCGGGCGUACGUGCCCAGCGGAUCGGCAGGUACUGCUGCUAAUGUCAUUACCGAGAAUAAGUCAAGGUUUCAAUAUUAUGAACUUAUGAGAUUCCUGAACGAUUCAUUGCAGACACGGCCGACAGUGAGUUCGUUGACAGAUUCCAGUGCUAAAAGUGAAGUAGAUACUUCACUUGACACAGGAAACGAGCAACACGAGGGUAAUACCUUAGCUAAGCCUUCGACGACGCUUCAGAUUUCGGCUAUCAACAAUUCUCCACAGACACCGGCAUUUUCUUAUAUUCCUUCACGGACGUCGACACCCACAAAUAUUUCUUCACAGACGCUUGAUUCCAUCGACGUUCUUUCACGAACCCCAUCACCCACGACAGAUUUUUCAUGGACAUCAACUCAAAGAAGAGUACCUACACGGACACGAGCCACAGGAUCGAAACAAUCGGCACAAAACUCCAUCGACGAUCACGAGCCGCCUGUUGUGAAAAAGAAAAAAAUGAUGCUGCCUUGCAAGCAGCUUUGAUAGAAGCCUUGAGAGAGCCGGCAACGCAAGCGAUUGAUCCGCUGGACGGAUUUCUUGUCCGCCUGGGAGAAGGCAUGCGAAAACUGCCAUAUCGAGAAAGAGCUCGUCUAGAAAUACAGUUUUUAACAUCGCUAGCUGAAAUGGAAGAUCUUUGCUUCAAUCGAGAUUCCGACAGAUCAACGUAAUCGUUUAAUUAGCUGAAAAGAAGACCAGCCAGCUAUUCGAAAGGCAAUGGUGUUUGAAGGCUGCUCGUUCCACAUUAUCACAGGUCCAACACUUUUGAAUGAUUUUUUUUCAUCAGAAAGAGCCAAAGAAUUCCGUGCAAUAUACGAGCGUACAAUAAUAAGUAAUAAUAACAAUAAGAAAAGAAGAAGUAAUAAUAAUAAUAAUAAUAAUACUUAUAAUAAUGAAAAACCGUGAUAAGAUAUUCAAUACGAUAAGAUUUACUUUUGUAGUCUUCGUAGACUAUGGGAUGAUGGUCAUUUAUACUAAGCAUCAUUAUGCAGAUGGAACAUAUGAUGAUGAUUCCUUUAUUUUCUAGUUUUUAUGCUUUUCUGUGAUACAUGUCAUUAAUAUCGAAAAGAAACAAAUACUGAAGUGACCAUACACCAUUUUUAUCAUUUUCUUUAAUUUCCGCACAAUGGUUGCUUUUUUUCUUUAAAGAGUCAUAAGACUGCAUUACAUAAUCGUUCGAAACUCCAGUUUUGUUUUUAGUUUUGUAUACUUUGAUAUUAUAUGUUUAUUUUUUUAUUCUACAGAAAGCAUCUU